Messenger RNA from Camarhynchus parvulus, 1275 nucleotides. It is a transcript of the gene HTR6, whose product is annotated as 5-hydroxytryptamine receptor 6. The transcript has 3 exons. NCBI's taxonomy places the organism in Eukaryota, Metazoa, Chordata, Aves, Passeriformes, Thraupidae. Gene Ontology annotation, cellular component: dendrite; membrane. Gene Ontology annotation, biological process: G protein-coupled receptor signaling pathway, coupled to cyclic nucleotide second messenger; chemical synaptic transmission. Gene Ontology annotation, molecular function: neurotransmitter receptor activity; G protein-coupled serotonin receptor activity. The record is from RefSeq and is a predicted model, not a curated record. The coding region runs from base 1 to 1275 and encodes 424 amino acids.
AUGGAGGGGGACCUGGGGGCCCCCAAUGCCAGCGUGCUGGGGGAGCACUCCCUGCUCGUGGGCAGCAGCUGGGUGGCCGCCUUCCUCUGCUUUAUCAUCCUGCUGACCACGGCGGGCAACUUCCUCCUCAUCCUCCUCAUCGUCACCCAGCGCUCCCUCCGCAACACCUCCAACUACUUCCUGGUGUCCCUGUUCAUGUCGGACCUGAUGGUGGGGCUGGUGGUGAUGCCCCCGGCCAUGCUCAACCAGCUCUACGGCCGCUGGGUGCUGCGGGGGGACUUCUGCUCCCUCUGGGCCUCCUUCGAUGUCAUGUGCUGCAGCGCCUCCAUCCUCAACCUGUGCCUCAUCAGCCUGGACCGCUACCUGCUCAUCACGUCCCCGCUGCGGUACAAGCUGCGCAUGACGUCCUGCAGGGCGCUGGCGCUCGUCCUGGCCGCCUGGACCUUGGCCGCGCUGGCCUCCUUCCUGCCCAUCAAGAUGGGGUGGCACGAGCUGGAGUUCCAGGUGCGGCCCCUGAACGUCACGGGCCGGGGGGACGAGGAGCAGUGCCGGCUGCUGGUCAGUCUGCCCUACGCCCUGGUGGCCUCCUGCCUCACCUUCUUCCUGCCCUCCGCCGCCAUCUCCUUCACCUACUGCCGCAUCCUGCUGGCGGCGCGCAAGCAGGCCGUGCAGGUGGCCUCCCUGGCCUCCAACGUGGCCACCGCUGACGAGGCCACGCCACAGGUCCCACGCGCCCCGAGCCAGCCCCUGGCCAGCAGCGAGAGCAGGAGGUUCACCAACAAGCACAGCAAGAAGGCUCUGAAGGCCAGCCUGACCCUGGGCAUCCUCCUGGGCAUGUUCUUCGUGGCCUGGCUGCCCUUCUUUGUCACCAAUGUAGCUCAGGCAGUGUGCGACUGCGUCCCGGCUGGAUUCUUCGAUGUGCUCACCUGGCUGGGCUACUGCAACAGCACCAUGAACCCCAUCAUCUACCCGCUCUUCAUGAGGGACUUCAAGAGGGCCAUGGGCAAAUUCCUGCCCUGCUGCCGGCGCUCGGCGGAGCCCCGGCCCAGCGCCAUCUCCCUGUCCAUGAGGAAUUCCAACAGCGGGCCCCGCGCCGCCACCUCCCUCAAGAACGUGCUCACCCUGCAGGCUGAGACCGACUCCAUGGACUCCGGGGCACCGGGCAGUGAGCCCAGGCUGCUCCCGGCGCCGCGGAGCCCCGGCGCUUGCCCCGUCGGCCUCUGGGACACGGAGCCCCCGGGCACGGAGCUGCAGCUCGGCACCCCCGUGGCCUGA